AUGUCCAACGCUGAGGAGUACGAGCAACAGAACGUACACGAGGUCUAUCAGAAUAUUGCCCAGCACUUUUCUGCUACACGUUAUAAGCCAUGGCCUAUUGUGGAACAAUUCUUGCAAAAUCUCACACCUGGAUCCGUGGGGCUUGAUGUGGGAUGUGGAAACGGCAAGAAUUUAAUGGUUAAUCGCAAUGUCUUUAUUAUUGCAUCGGAUCGAUCGGAAAAUCUGGCCCGGUUUGCUCUUCAGCAUCAACCACAUUCAGCCGUCGUGGCCGAUAUUCUCCACCUUCCACACCGGAAUGAGAACUUUGACUUUGCAAUGUGUAUUGCCGUCGUGCAUCAUCUGUCCACCGCGGAGCGAAGAGUGCAGGCCAUUGCUGAGAUUCUGCGAACCGUGAAACGCGGUUCGGAUACGCAACCAGGCGGUACCGUCUUAAUUUAUGCCUGGGCCCUUGAGCAGAAGAAUAGUCGUCGGGGUUGGGAUAAAGGGGACCAGCAAGAUAUCAUGGUCCCUUGGGUUCGGAAGAACCCAUCGGCCCCGGAGGAAUCUCAAACGUUCAAUCGCUAUUACCAUCUGUUUGGUGAAGGCGAAUUGGAGCGAGAUAUUGAAAAUGCUGGCGGUCAUGUGGUGACGUCCGGAUAUGAGAAGGACAAUUGGUGGGCCAUCGCCACGCCCAAGGUUAACCCAUAA
Penicillium verhagenii is the source of this 687-nucleotide messenger RNA. RefSeq names its product tRNA (carboxymethyluridine(34)-5-O)-methyltransferase. The transcript is spliced from 3 exons. Gene Ontology annotation, biological process: tRNA wobble uridine modification. NCBI's taxonomy places the organism in Eukaryota, Fungi, Ascomycota, Eurotiomycetes, Eurotiales, Aspergillaceae. The record is from RefSeq and is a predicted model, not a curated record. Gene Ontology annotation, molecular function: S-adenosylmethionine-dependent methyltransferase activity; tRNA binding. Bases 1 to 687 code for a protein of 228 amino acids. Gene Ontology annotation, cellular component: cytoplasm; nucleus.